AUGGGAGUUUUGCUAAGAGAAGCGUUGAGGUCUAUGUGUGUUAACAAUCAAUGGUCUUAUGCUGUUUUCUGGAAAAUCGGUUGUCAAAAUUCAAGCUUGUUGAUUUGGGAGGAAUGUUACAACGAAACAGCAUCAUCAUCGUCCUCACUUCCUAGACGAAUCUCAGAACUUGGCAUUGAUACACAAGGGAAUGAGAAAGUUCAGUUGCUUACAAACAGAAUGAUGUUGAACAAUCGAAUCAUUCUUGUUGGCGAAGGGUUAGUCGGCCGAGCUGCAUUCACCGGACACCAUCAAUGGAUUCUUGCAAACAGUUUCAACCGAGACGUUCAUCCUCCUGAGGUUAUCAAUGAGAUGCUUCUCCAGUUCUCUGCUGGUAUUCAGACGGUUGCGGUGUUUCCGGUUGUUCCUCACGGUGUUGUUCAGCUCGGUUCUUCUCUGCCUAUUAUGGAGAAUUUGGGGUUUGUGAAUGACGUGAAAGCUCUAAUCUUGCAACUUGGAUGUGUCCCUGGAGCGCUCUUAUCUGAAAGCUACAGAACAUAUGAGCCUGCAGCUGACUUUAUCGGAGUGCCUGUGUCUCGGAUGAUGCCAUCUCAAGGACACAAGAUCCUCCAGUCUUCUGCUGCUUUCGUAGCUGAAACCAGCAGCAGCAAACCACAUUUCAUCUCUUCCGGACCAUCAGAUCAAAUGCUUGAAGAAGCUUCUUGCAAUCUUGCUGUGGAUGAAGCAAAUCUUGGAGAUAGACAGCAAGAAGGAUGGCAAAACGCAACAGGGUUUCUUGCAGCAGCGCCUUCUCCGAAUCCUGAUGCGUGGCUGAAUCAAAACUUCUCUUCUUGCAUGUCUAAUAUGGAGCAGCAACAACAACAACUACAAUGUGAAGACACCACAAGCUCCAAACGCUCGCUUGGAAGCGGAGACGACUUGUUCGAUAUGUUGGGAUUGGAUGAUAAGAACAGAAGCUGUGAGAACAGUUGGGGAGUUUCUGAGAUGAGAAGGGAGUUAUCUGACUUCAGGAUCAUUCAAGAUUCUGAUUUCGGUUCUUCUUCGAGGUAUGAACUCUCCGGGACAGAUCAUCUCUUAGACGCGGUGGUCUCUGGUGCUUGCUCCUCAACAAAGCAGAUCUCAGAUGAUACAACGUCAGAGUCUUGCAAAACCACUAUGACCAAAGUUAGUAACUCUUCCGUUACCACGCCGUCUCACAGUAGCCCUCAAGGCAGUCAGUUAUAUGAGAAGAAACAAGGGACUCAGGUUGUUGGGCCGUCGCAGGUUUAUGGCUCUCAGAUCAGUUCUUGGGUUGAACAAGCGCAUAGCUUGAAGCGUGAGGGGAGUCCAAGAACAAUGAUCAAGAAUGAGACAGCGAAACCGGUUAAUAACCGUAAAAGGCUUAAACCGGGAGAGAAUCCAAGACCAAGGCCUAAAGAUCGUCAGAUGAUUCAAGACCGUGUCAAGGAGCUGCGUGAAAUCAUACCAAACGGUGCUAAAUGUAGCAUAGAUGCACUUCUUGAACGUACAAUCAAGCACAUGCUCUUCUUGCAAAACGUCUCCAAACAUUCUGAUAAGCUGAAACAAACCGGUGAAUCCAAGAUCUUGAAAGAAGAAGGUGCGUUUGAAGGAGGAGCAACAUGGGCUUUCGAAGUCGGAUCAAAGUCUCUUGUGUGUCCAAUUGUCGUUGAAGAUCUUAACCCUCCUCGCAUUUUCCAAGUUGAGAUGUUAUGCGAACAACGAGGCUUCUUUCUUGAGAUUGCUGAUUGGAUUCGAAGCUUAGGAUUAACGAUCUUGAAAGGCGUCAUUGAGACAAGAAUAGACAAGAUUUGGGCUCGCUUCACCGUUGAGGCAAAUCGAGAUUCGACGAGGAUGGAGAUAUUCAUGCAACUGGUGAAUAUAUUGGAGCAGACGAUGAAAUCUGGAGGAAGCUCAAAGAGUAUUUUGGAUGGUGUCAAAGCUACAAUGCCCAUUGCCAACAACACCUUACCGGUUACUGGUGGCUGUUCAAUGUAA
Molecule: messenger RNA, 1995 nt
Organism: Microthlaspi erraticum
Lineage: Eukaryota; Viridiplantae; Streptophyta; Magnoliopsida; Brassicales; Brassicaceae
Source: the annotation of a GenBank genome assembly